CCUGGUCUCACAGUUCACUAUCCCCCGUCCCAACCAAGUAACCAAGGUAGCACUCAAUCAGCUAUCUUUUUUCAGGUGAAACACUUUAGUGAGGAUGAGCUGAAGUACUUCUUGAAAUGGCCAGAGUAUGACUUCUGGUCCGGUUUUGUAAAACUGAGAAACGGAACUGUACCGGGUGAGGAGCAUCUGGAUCGUUUCUUCUACACGACUGGCUUCCAUGGCGAAAGCCUAUCGGAUUGGAAUCAACGUGGAGUGAUGCUUCACGCCUGGCGACGCGUAGUAGAUAACUAUAGCGAAUUCCAACCGACAGUAUUUCACGAAGAUGGUGUUUAUCUCGAUUUGAUUGAUAAUAUGGCAACAGAUACGUGGCAGUCCGUUCUGGGCACAUUGGUCUGUAUGGCUUUCGUGUGCUUUAUCUUCCUUAACAACCUCUUCACCGUGGCCAUUGCUAGUAUUUCGGUGCUGUCCAUUUGUGCAGGAAUUCUCGGUAUAUUGUCAUGGUUGGGUGUGGAUCUGGAUCCAAUCACAAUGGCUGCUACGAUCAUUUCCAUUGGUUUCUCAGUGGAUAUACCGGCUCAUGUCUCCUAUCACUAUUAUCAAGCCUCCUUCCAAGAAGGCCCAACAUCGAGGCCGGCAGAUCGACUGGCGAAUUGUUUGUCAUCGGUGGCCUUCCCUGCUGUACAGGCUGCUCUCAGUACCAUCCUAUGCGUGUGCAGUUUGAUGUUCGUGAACCUGUACAUGGCUGGAGUUUUCGUCAAGACGAUGAUCAUAUGUGUGGUGCUGUGUAACCUUCACGGUCUCGUCUUCCUUCCGGCAAUUCUAAUCAUGAUCGACUCGAUUCGAUGGGCUCUACGACCAAAAGGUGCAGCCGCUCAGCCUAAGAACCAACCGCCAAAAGUUUCACGAACGAAGCUGAAGCAGAAUUCUAGGAUCGCACCAGAGAAGAGCUUUGUAACCGAUCGUCCAGAGGUUUGA
Messenger RNA from Cooperia oncophora, 975 nucleotides. Lineage: Eukaryota; Metazoa; Nematoda; Chromadorea; Rhabditida; Trichostrongylidae. The record is from the annotation of a GenBank genome assembly.